AUGACCAGAAAAGAUCUCAAGGAAAUUUGUGAUACUGAUGACAAAAACUAUAUCGAUAGCUUAUUUUUCGAUUCACUUCCGAAGUCAGCUAAAAUGUUAAAACCCGAGGAGCUAACCGAAACCCCAUUCAUAAUCGGUACUGAGGGGACGAGCUACGUAGAUCAAACCUACUUCCAAGGCGAUGCAUUCCAAACCGAAAAUGUUGCUGAUUGUAUCCUUGACAUUCGGGAGCAGCUCUCUAUCAAUCAAUACACUGGUGGAAAACUUGAUUUUAAAAAAAGCAAGAAGACUCCAAAAAAACGCCGAGAUUCUCUUGGUUAUCACAUACCUGACGAUGAUUCGAUAAAAUUUCACCUCUUAUCAGAAGACGAGGCUUCAAAUGUUCUUUACAAUUGCAUAAUUGGUUUAAAUGAAAACGUAAUUGCUAUCAACAAGCCUCCUGGAAUUGCAUGUCACGGUGGGGAGCGUCAGCGCUUCAGUGUAGAUAGCCUUCUUCCCCGAAUUGCCUAUAGAUUUCGUGCUGACGGAAAUAACGAUAGUGAAACUUUUCAACUGACUCAUCGGAUUGACAAAGAAGCCACCGGCCUUAUUCUCGUAUCAAGGAACCAGGACUCGCACCUCAAAUUAACCGAAGCAUUUGCCAAUCGGUGGAUUCGAAAAUCCUACCUCUGCAUUACAUCUGGAAUUCCACAAGUGAAAGAAGGCGAUAUCUACUUUCCUAUAUCAGAAAAAUAUGUUGGUGGGAAGUACCGUAUUGUUGCGCAUCGUCCACCUACAAAACCUAAAUCAUCAGAUAGUGACAUUCUCUAUGACGAAGGCGAUAAUGAAAUAGAGAAAUUAUGUAAAAAGACCAACGCGAUAACCCAUUAUAACAUGCUAGACAGAUGCAAUGACGCGGCCUUGAUUGAGUGCUUCGCCGUUACGGGUUUAAAGCAUCAGAUUCGAGUUCACCUAAGCACAGCUCUAGGCACUCCAAUCCUAGGUGAUCACAAGCACUCUCAUUAUGGGUUUCUAGCGCCACAGCGUCUCUCAAAAAGAACCUUGGGAGCUUUAGGAAUUCGACAAUCGAAAGUUCGCUAUAUAGGGCUACAUUUACAUGCUCACAUGUUGAAGUUUGAUGGAGGGCCCUCUCGCAAUGCAAAGUCAGAAAACUUGUACCCAAAUUUUGCAUCGAAACCACCACCUCCUGGAUUCUUCACCUUUUUAGGUAGAGAAAAGGAGCGGGAAGUUCGUCAAUUUGUUGCUCCAGUGCCGUCAUUCUUUCUACGCACUCUGGGCUUCUUGGGAAUGAAAAUGCCGCAUGCCAUGCCUUGGACUCGAUUUAAGAUGUUCUGA
Rodentolepis nana is the source of this 1335-nucleotide messenger RNA. The record is from the annotation of a GenBank genome assembly. Lineage: Eukaryota; Metazoa; Platyhelminthes; Cestoda; Cyclophyllidea; Hymenolepididae.